This is a messenger RNA of Thalassophryne amazonica, 3543 nucleotides long. RefSeq names its product fibrinogen C domain containing 1 (gene fibcd1). NCBI's taxonomy places the organism in Eukaryota, Metazoa, Chordata, Actinopteri, Batrachoidiformes, Batrachoididae. The record is from RefSeq and is a predicted model, not a curated record. The transcript has 8 exons. Bases 502 to 1953 code for a protein of 483 amino acids.
GGAUACAUUUUAGGAUGGACAGAUUGUCAGACUGAGUUAUGAGACCUGUAUCUUGAUUUUUUUAUUAUUAUUAAUCUUUUGUGGAGUAAAUGGACUUCGCCUGCGUUUUGCGGAUAAUUUUGGAGUAAUUUUUUUCUUUUUCCCACACCCAUUUCGACGCGUUCGUGAGUUAGGUUCCAAAACAUGGACACCGUCCACCAGCGUUCCAUUAUCGGAAUAAACGGCAGGUGGCCACUUGAGAGGAAUUUAACAUCCAGUUCUCGUGCGUAAAAAUCGGUAAUUGCUGCGCCGCACAAGUAGUUGCGAUCGCAAUUGUGCUUCUUUUUCCUUUUUGCGUUCCAUUAUCUGUUUUAUGCUUUUAUUUUUUUUCAAUGGAGUGCGUUCGAUCACAGGUGAAGAGUUGAAAAAAGAGCGGGUUUGUUCUGUUUAUCUUCGAACACGCGGGUGGAUCUGAGCGCGCGGAUUCUCUGGAGCAGCAUCGUGAAUGGCCGAUGGGGAAUCAUGAACAGCUCUUCUGAACUCGAAGAUGGGACCCGGCAUAAAAACCAGACAUUCUGUGAGUGUGUGCCCAGCUCCUCCCAGCUCAAACACCGCUGGUCAGACUCAGAAACUGCCAGAGAGACUCCAGCCAAGAGGAUGAGCUGCAGCUACCUGCUCUGCACCAUCCUGCUGUUCGUAGCCGUUUUGCUGGCUGUCACCGUAACCGGCACCAUCCUUUUGAUGAACCACUACCAGGCUCCACCCAUGUCUGAUGGCCUACCCCACAUCUCCACCAAUCAGGAUGAAGCCAACGCGCUGGUGACAGUGGAAAGAGGCGACGGCUCCCGCAUCAAUAUCUUCAUCGACCCAAACUGUCCUGACUACAACAGUAACUUUUUGCGCCUAGAGGGUGUGCAAACUUCGUUGCUCCACUCGCUAACAGACCAUGACUCUGAUCUGAAGUCGGUGAAGGGCCAGGACCGGGCUUUGCUUGUCAGUUUGGCAGAGGAGGUGGCCAAACUGUCAGCCCAUGCUGGGCAAUUGAAAAUGGACUACGAAUCGCUACGCAGGGGGCAGGGCAGUCUGGGCCAAGACCUGAACACACUGCAAAGUGAGCAGGGGCGCCUCAUACAGCUGCUGUCUGACAGCCAAAUCAACAUGGUGAAGGUUGUGAACUCUGUCAGCGACGCUCUGAACGCCAUGCAGAAAGAAAACGUGGGAUUAAAAGCUCGCGUCAAGGCCGAUUUACAAAGGGCACCAGUCAGAGGGACUCGUUUCAAGGGCUGCUCCAACGGCUCACGUCCUCGUGACUGUGGUGAUCUGUACGCCAGCGGUCAGAGAGAGGAUGGCAUCUACUCUGUGUUUCCUGUCCACCACCCUGCAGGCUUCCAGGUCUACUGUGACAUGACCACAGAUGGAGGAGGCUGGACGGUGAUCCAGCGUCGGGAAGAUGGCUCAGUGAACUUCUUCCGAGGAUGGGACUCGUACCGUGAAGGAUUCGGCAAGAUCACAGGCGAACACUGGCUCGGGUUGAAGCAGAUCCAUGCCCUGUCAAUGCAAGGAAAUUACGAGCUACGUAUCGACUUAGAAGACUUUGAAAAUAGCACAGCUUAUGCCCAGUAUGGUACCUUUGGAGUGGGGCUCUUCUCAGUGGACCCUGAUGAUGAUGGAUACCCUUUGACUGUGGGAGAUUACUCUGGCAAUGCAGGUGACUCUCUGUUGAAGCACAACGGAAUGAAGUUCACUACCAAAGACAGGGAUCAUGACCACUCGGAGAACAACUGUGCCUCCUUUUACCACGGUGCCUGGUGGUACCGCAACUGCCAUACCUCCAACCUGAAUGGUCAGUACUUGCGUGGGCAGCACACCUCCUAUGCCGAUGGCAUCGAGUGGUCCUCCUGGACCGGCUGGCAGUACUCCCUCAAGUUCUCAGAAAUGAAGAUACGCCCAACCCGCGACCUUGAGAGCAAAUGAGAAAUAUGGCGAGAGGGAAAAGCAAAUAUUUUUAAUGAGGAAUACAGUAAACCACAAAUUCAGACAGCUAAGUGGAAUUACUCAUCUUGAUAUUGUUAUUCACAAAAACAUGCCUCUUUGACUUUGUUACUCCUGAUGUCUCUGUUUUUGCUCUCCUUUCUCCAUCGGCUUCCUGUGUUAUCCUGGCUGUCAUUAUCCUCCCUCAGGCCCUUGUCUUUUUUUUUUUUUAAUGGUUGUGUGUGAUCGCCAAAACACCAUACGAGAGCCCGCAGUCAACUGUGCUGGUUUCCCACAGUUUGACAUGUUGGUGUUUCCAUCCCGUACAGUACCACACACCAGUGAUUUCCAUCCGACAUGUCGCUUUGACCUCCCAUCUGGCUCUCGCAAUGUGGUUCAGACUCACUACCCAGUGCUGCAUAAUCUGAAUGACUAUUGCACCAAAUACAACCGGAUGAGACACAACUUCAACAAAAUACAACCAAAUGAUACAAAUCACUUGUUUUCCCCUUUUACAAAAGAAGCCACAGCAACGAGACAGGACAUGGAUCAUUACAUUGUGCUACAGCCUCAAUAUGUGCAAUUAGGACAAAAGUUCGGCAAGCUUUGAUAUCAAGAAACCCUAUACCCAGAGAACGAGAGAGGAAACAAUUGGACGAGGGUUAAAUUAGUGGAAGGAAAGUUGGUGAAGAAAAUCAAAGUGGAAGACAACAGAGAAAUGCAAACGGAUUGGAAGGAAAAUAAGGAAAAGAAUGUGACGAUGGAGGACAACAUUCAUCUGAUUUGGGCCAUUAGGGAGCAUAUUGGGCACUUUGUCUGAUCUGCCUGCCAGCUGAGCACUGGCCAACCGAUGCAGCACUCACAGAUGGAUACCCAGCGUUCCAUGUGUGAGAGGAACAGAUUCUCUAACCAUCAACUUCUUGUCACUGGUUGAGUCACACACCUCAGCCCAUUAGAACAUUGAGGCAGAUUAAAAGUGAUCCACGGUGGAAUACCCUCACUGUCUUCAUCGAAAUGUUGAACAUGACAUAAAGCCAGUGAUGUACAUACAUACGGACAGGAGAGAAAUCUCAACGGCAUUAGAAGAACUUCUUAUCUUAAUUGCAGUGAACCUGUUUGGAAAAGUUUCAAUUAGCCAUCAAACUCCAUCAACCGCACAUCCGCUUUGUAUGGUUUGUCUUUUGCAGGUGCUCAUCAUGGGGUUUUGUGCAACAGUUUUCCACCUAAAACAGAAAAUUUCUGUUUAAAAAACAAAAAAACAAAAAAAAAAAAAAAUCGAUCCAACCUUCUUAAUCAGUCUUUUUCGUCUGAGUACGAAUCUAUUGCGUGUUAUAGCAAAAGAGAAAAAAAAAAGUUAUGAAGAAAAAACAUAAAGGCAACAUGUGCAAUUAAGUCAGUGACUAACAUUUUCAGUUUCAUCUCGUUUGUUUGGAUGUACUGAAAGCUUUAAAAAAAGUGUAGAUUUUAUUGUACAGUGUAUGACUUUUAAAAGCAUGUGAAGCCGUUUUCAUACUAUGCUAAAACACAAAGAGAACUGAAGCACAGACUUUACAAAUCACUGGUUAUACAUAUAUAUAUAUAUUAAAAAAAAGA